Messenger RNA from Lagopus muta (rock ptarmigan), 2212 nucleotides. Its product is annotated as glucagon receptor-like. NCBI's taxonomy places the organism in Eukaryota, Metazoa, Chordata, Aves, Galliformes, Phasianidae. Gene Ontology annotation, cellular component: plasma membrane. The record is from RefSeq and is a predicted model, not a curated record. Bases 165 to 1457 code for a protein of 430 amino acids. Gene Ontology annotation, molecular function: peptide hormone binding; glucagon receptor activity. The transcript has 14 exons. Gene Ontology annotation, biological process: cell surface receptor signaling pathway; adenylate cyclase-modulating G protein-coupled receptor signaling pathway.
CGGGGCUCGGCGUUGGUGGGAAGCGGCGGGGCCGCAUUCGCCGCCCGUUCGCUGCCGCGUUCGCGUCGCUGAGCCCCGGGCUGCGGAACGGCCGCGCACGGGACACGGCCCGGGGCUGAGCCGGGACCAACCGCGGGGAGCAGAGCGCCGGACCCGGCACAGCCAUGAGAGACGCCCCGGGUCCCGGGUACCUCGUGCAUCUCGCGUGGAUGUGCCUCUUCUCUGCCGUGCCGCACGGCGCGGCCAAGGUGCUGGAGAGGACCUUCGAGGAGUGGAUGCGGUACCGGGAUGAGUGCCUGCGGAGGAUGGCGAGCGAGCCCUACCCCGCAGGGCUUUUCUGCAACCGCACGUUUGACAUGUACGCCUGCUGGCCCGAUGGCAGCCCCGGCACCGCCGUCAACGUCUCCUGUCCCUUCUACCUGCCCUGGUUUGAGAAAGUGAAACACGGGUUGGUGAGCCGGCGCUGCGGUGCUGACGGGCAGUGGGUGAUGGUGAACGGCAGCCAGCCGUGGAGGGACUACUCACAGUGUGAGGAGGAGCUGGAGGAUGGCGCCGAGGAGGAAGGCGCCCGCAGGCUGAUGGUGAGCUUCAAAGUGCUGUACACCGUGGGCUACGCGCUGUCACUCCUCACCCUCAUCUCCGCUCUGCUCGUCCUCACCGUCUUCAGGAAGCUGCACUGCACCAGGAAUUACAUCCACGCCAACCUGUUCGCCUCCUUUGGGCUGCGGGCCACCUCGGUGAUGGUGAAGGAUGCGCUGCUGGAGAGGCGCUGGGGCGCAGAGGUGCUGCAGGUGGCCGAUUGGCAGGCACUGCUCAGCCACGAGGCAGCACUGGGCUGUCGUGCAGCACAGGUGCUGAUGCAGUACUGCAUCCUGGCCAACCACUACUGGUUCCUGGUGGAGGCCGUCUACCUCUACAAGCUGCUGAUCGGUGCAGUCUUCUCUGAGAAGAAUUACUACCGGCUGUACCUGUACCUGGGCUGGGGGACCCCCGUGGUGUUUGUGGUGCCCUGGAUGGCCGCCAAGUACCUGAAAGAGAAUGCAGAGUGCUGGGCGCUGAACGAGAACAUGGCAUACUGGUGGAUCAUCCGCAUCCCCAUCCUGCUCGCCUCCAUGAUCAACCUGCUGAUCUUCAUGCGGAUCCUCAAGGUGAUCCUGGCCAAGCUGCGCGCCAACCAGAAGGGCUACGCCGACUACAAGCUGCGGCUGGCCAAAGCCACGCUGACACUCAUCCCCCUCUUUGGGAUCCACGAAGUCGUCUUCAUCUUUGCCACCGAUGAGCAAACCACGGGCAUCCUGCGCUACAUCAAGGUCUUCUUCACUCUCUUCCUCAACUCCUUCCAGGGGUUCCUGGUGGCCGUGCUGUACUGCUUUGCCAACAAGGAGGUGAAAUCAGAGAUGAAGAAGAAGUGGCAGCUGUGGAAGCUCGACCACCCCACGCUCUGCUGCACGCAGUGACAGCAGCACCGCAGGGCUCUGCUCCUGCUGGAGGAUCCGAUUCCAAUGCUCACAGUGAGGGAGCAGCCACCAGCAGCCCCACGUGCGUGCAGAGCUGCAAGGAGCAGAGCCUGCUGCCACCAGGCCCAGCCGUGCACUGGCACCCUACCUGUGCUGGCUCCAGUCACAUCCCGAGCUGUGCCAGCACCACGCUGGGCAUUGCACUCCUGCUCUCCUCACCUAAGCCAGGGCCACCUUGCCACCUCUCUGCACCGAGGUGCUGCAGCAGCUGCUUACCACCGCCCUGCACAGAGCAAUGCAACCCCCACCAGCCUCUUCUUGUCCUGCCAGCUGCCAGCUCUCCUCCCCAGCACAGCACCGCAGCACCUCCUGCAGCAGCCUGAGCCCUGACACUGCAUCGGCUGCAGCAGGAGCUCUCUUCCCAGCUCUGGUGCCCCCAUAAAAGCUGAUUGCAGCAGCCUCCCACCCCCAGCCCCUCACUCUUCCCUUGGGUAGCAGAACAGGUCUGCUGCCGAGGCCGCAGCUCCCAUCACACAGCGCUUUGCUGCUCCAGCAGCAGGGAGGAGGCAGCUCUUACUCCCAGCUCCAUGCAGGUGAAUACGGGCGGUUCUCCAUCCCUGGGAGUGUGGCCCAGCCCCCGGGAAAUGCAGAGGUUGGAGGAGGCUGCACCAGGCUCUGUGGCUGAGCAGGAGGUUUGCCGGACAGCUGUAACCCCUGUGAGACCAUUUUGCACACUGACUCUUUUCAGAUGUAAA